Molecule: messenger RNA, 2925 nt
Organism: Electrophorus electricus (electric eel)
Lineage: Eukaryota; Metazoa; Chordata; Actinopteri; Gymnotiformes; Gymnotidae
Gene: cds1
Product: CDP-diacylglycerol synthase (phosphatidate cytidylyltransferase) 1
Cellular component (GO): endoplasmic reticulum membrane
Molecular function (GO): phosphatidate cytidylyltransferase activity
Source: RefSeq, a predicted model, not a curated record
UAGAUGGCCUAUUACCCGACUCGGUGGCCUUCGGGACAGACGUAAGUGUGUGUCGACGAGCCCUAGUGGCACCGGGCUGAAGCGAUCUGGGGAUUUUGCAGUAUAGUAACGUAAUGACAGCUACGGCCAAAUGACCAGUCGAACAGCUGCCGCUUGGAUGCACCAGCUCUCCGUGAAACAGAUAAUGGGACUGGAAAUGAAUCAUCAGAACAGAAGAGCGCUUUGAGUGCACCAUUAAUGUACGCAUCUUUAAAAAAAAAACCCGUCGGUCUGGGAAACCGUUUAAAACACUUUGCUGUCGAUUAGCAGUAAAACAAGUUAAACUAGAAAUCCCGAAACCAAAGUUAAACCAGAAAUACCGAAAUCGUAUGACGCGCGUGUGAGGUCGGUCGGUCGCGACGGUCGCCGCAGAGCGGAGCAGUGCGCGCGGUUCUGGCGGGGAGAGGCGACAGGCUGCUCACCCGCCGCAGCAACACACCAACUGACUGCGGAUAUAAACAAACACACGACGGGCGAGGAGAGGCUCGCCAACACAUCGAGGAGUCCUUCGGCACCUCGAUGGUCGCUGAAGGUUAUAUGAAACGGAUUACGAGCGCUGACAUUUGUUUCAAGCCCUUUUAUUCCUACGGAUAUCUAACAUUGCCUAUGUGUUUGUGCGUUUAAAAAAAUACCAACGAAAUGACGGAGCUGAGAAAGCGAGGAGCAGGAGGCGGGGACCCUAACAGUACAGAAAACAUCAGUGAUAAGGAGGCAGAUGGACAGGACCGACUGGGGCUCCAUGGCGAAGGAGAAGCAGACAUGGAGGGCGAAUGCAAGGCACACACCCCUGACAUGCCGCCAGGAGACGGCAACACUCCGCAGUGUCUCAACAGGGCCCUAGAGGGCCUGUCCUCCAGAUGGAAGAACUGGUGGAUACGAGGAAUUUUGUCCCUGACCAUGAUCACGGGGUUCUUCCUCAUCAUCUAUUUGGGACCACUCAUGCUUAUAUUUGUCGUAAUGAGCAUUCAAAUAAAGUGUUUCCAGGAGAUAAUAACCAUCGGCUACAGGGUGUACCAUUCCUAUGAGCUGCCGUGGUUCAGGACACUCAGCUGGUACUUCUUGAUUUGCGUGAACUACUUCUUCUACGGUGAGACAGUGGCCGACUACUUCGGCGCGCUGGUCCGGAGGGAAGAACCCUUGCAGUUCCUCGUGCGUUAUCAUCGUUUCAUUUCUUUCACACUCUACCUGGCAGGGUUCUGCAUGUUUGUUCUGAGCCUGGUGAAGAAACAUUACCGCCUGCAGUUUUAUAUGUUUGCCUGGACCCAUGUGACCCUGUUGAUUGUGGUAACCCAGUCUCACCUGGUUAUUCAGAACCUUUUUGAAGGGAUGAUCUGGUUCAUUGUGCCAAUAUCAACGGUCAUCUGUAAUGACAUCAUGGCUUACCUGUUUGGCUUCUUCUUUGGAAGAACUCCUCUGAUUAAGCUCUCUCCUAAGAAGACCUGGGAAGGCUUCAUCGGUGGCUUCUUCUCCACGGUGGUCUUCAGUUUCCUCUUCGCCUACCUGCUCUCCCAGUACCAGUACUUUGUGUGUCCGGUGGAGUACAACAGCGAGACGAACCGCUUCACCGUAGAGUGCGAGCCCUCGGACCUGUUUGUGAUGCAGGAGUACACGCUGCCGGCCACAGCUCAGAACCUUCUCAGAUGGAAAACGGUGAACCUGUAUCCAUUUCAGAUCCACAGCAUCGCCCUCUCCACGUUCGCCUCGCUGAUCGGCCCGUUCGGAGGCUUCUUCGCCAGCGGCUUCAAAAGAGCGUUCAAGAUCAAAGACUUUGCGGACACCAUCCCAGGCCACGGCGGGAUCAUGGACCGCUUUGACUGUCAAUACCUGAUGGCAACGUUUGUUCAUGUUUACAUAGCGAGCUUUAUCAGGGGGCCGAACCCCAGUAAGGUGUUACAGCAGCUGCUGGCGCUGCAGCCUGAACAGCAGCUCAGCAUUUUCAACACACUGCGCAACCACCUGCGAGAGAAGGGCAUGCUGCCCCCUGCUGUGCUGGAGGCUCAAUGAGAGAACAGGCAGCCAGUCGCUACAGCAGUUAACAUUUAACUCUUCAGAUAUUCACACAUGAGUGUGAGCGCACAACCCCCCCCCGCCCCCCUCCUCAAAACAUCCUUUACAGCAUAUCUAGUUUUGCAACAACAGAAUUAAGACUUUACCAGCAGACUUUGCCUCAUGCUUCCACUGCAUGAACAGCUUGUUGAUCUACAAAAAAAAAAAGAAAUGGAGCAGCAACCACACAUGGCCACAUGAGGGAGGUGUGGUUCUUUUUGCCUUGAACCAUAUACAAGAACACGUCUUCUGACAAACAGCGAAAGACAGAAGCAUGUGGUAAGUGAAUGUCAGAGGGCUGAAAGUGUGAAAUAUGCACAGCGAGUGCAUUGCACUGAUCGUGAAACAUUCUAGAAUACAUUUGUGGUUUUUUUCCAUCUUUUCUUUUCUCCUCUAGUCAGCAGAACAGAAAUAGGCCACUUUGUGUCUGCAGUAAGGCUGUGACAUUGGCUUGUGAAACGCUAUUACACAAAAUUAGCAUGUAACCCGUGACUCCUCAGUGAUGUCCUUACUGGCAGCAUAUGAAGCAAAACACCCAAAAAUGAAAUGCACUCAUAGUUAUCAUGAAAGUAGCCAUUUUCUCUUUUCUCAUUGUGUGUGUGUGUGUGUGUGUGUGUGUGUGUGUGUGUGUGUGUGUGUGUGUGUGUGUGUGUGUGUGUGUGUGUGUGUGUGUGUGUGUGUGUCUGUGAAUUCUAGAAUAUCAGUAGCAAUGGACUUCAUUAACUAUGGAAUUUAGAUGAUGUAGGUGUGUGUAUGUGUGUGUGUGUGUGUGUGUGUACAUAUCUCUCAUGUAAAUAGUAUAAAGAUUAUACUAAAGGAUUUACAGUAUUUUAUUUAUAU